This is a messenger RNA of Cydia amplana, 3712 nucleotides long. Its product is annotated as peroxidasin-like. The record is from RefSeq and is a predicted model, not a curated record. Bases 286 to 3657 code for a protein of 1123 amino acids. Gene Ontology annotation, biological process: response to oxidative stress. Gene Ontology annotation, molecular function: peroxidase activity; heme binding. The transcript has 11 exons. Lineage: Eukaryota; Metazoa; Arthropoda; Insecta; Lepidoptera; Tortricidae.
GGUGACAGGGUGGUGACUUGUGACAGAAUGACGAUGACCAGUGACAGUGACAUUACUUGACAUUUGACUGACUGGAUUUUUGUAAGCUGAGGGGGAAUCAGCGGUGAUAGCCUGGAGAGCCGCACGGAGGACCCUCAGUUCCCAGCUGCCAGCGCGCUGCGGCAGUCGCCGCUGCUGCAGCAUUGCCCCCUGCGGGGCGCGCCCAAGUGCCCACCUGCUUCUAAGAGGUACCGAACACAUGAUGGCACCUGCAACAAUGUGAACCGCCCAAGAUGGGGUUCCACUAUGACUCCCGUCCAGCGCUUCCUUCCCCCGUCUUACUCCGAUGGCAUCCAAGCGCCUCGCCGUUCGGUUUUCGGCUCAGCUCUACCCUCAGCCAGGGAGAUCAGCUCCACUGUCCAUGAAGACCAGCAUGUGGAAACCCCGGGUAUAACGCAUCUGCUGAUGCAGUGGGGGCAGUUCUUGGACCAUGAUGUGACGUCGUCGUCGCAGUCGCGAGGGUUCAACGGCUCGGUACCGCGGUGCUGUAAAGAUGGUGGGCGGGACUUCGUUCCUCGAGAGUUCUUGCACCCCGAAUGCAUGCCCAUCGAAGUUCCCCCCUCCGAUCCAUUCUAUGGCCCAAAGGGAGUGAGAUGCCUGGACUUUGUCCGGUCCUCCCCCGCGCCCCGCGACGACUGUGCCCUGGGCUGGCGUGAGCAGAUGAACCAGGUGUCGGCUUAUAUCGACGGGUCGCCGCUCUACGCCAGCUCGGCGCGACAGUCAGACAAGCUGAGGCUGUUUAGAAACGGAAUGUUGCAGUACGGACGCGUUCAGAACCGGCGUCCAUUGCUUCCCCCCGAGAGACGAGACGAGCUCUGCCGCGGCGGAGCCGUCUCUUCAGACUGCUUCAAGUCAGGAGACGCCAGGGUCAACGAGCAUCCAGGACUGGUCGCCGCCCACAUUGUGUGGCUUAGGCAGCAUAAUAGGAUGGCGCAAGAACUGGCGCAUCUAAACCCUCACUGGAGCGAUGAGAAAGUGUACCAGGAGACGCGGAAGAUUGUCGGCGCGAUGAUCCAGCAUAUCACCUACAGAGAAUUCCUGCCAAUCGUAUUAGGUCAAGAAGUGAUGCGUCUGUUCGACCUGGAGCCCUUAAAGAAGGGCUACUACAAGGGAUACAGCCCAAAAAUCAACCCAAGUCCUGCAAGCUCAUUCGGCUCGGCUGCCUUUCGGUUCGGUCAUAGCCUAGUGCAGCCAUCCAUGGUACGAUACGACCGGUUUCACAGGCCUAUGCAAAACAACGUCUCUCUCCACGACGAACUCACCAACCCCUCCAACAUCUGGAGCAUGGGCGCCGUUGACCGCCUCCUCCUCGGCAUGGUGAACCAGCCAAUCCAGAAACGCGACGAGUUCAUCACAGAAGAACUGACCAACCACCUUUUCCAAACGCCCUCCUUCGACUUCGGAAUGGAUCUGGCCGCUAUCAAUAUUCAGAGGGGGAGAGACCACGGAAUCGCACCUUAUACAGCUUGGCGGGAGCCGUGCGGACUGUCGCCGAUAAAUGAGUUUGAGGACUUGUUUAGAGUGAUGUCGCCGCGUGCUGUGAGGAGAUUGCAGAGUUUAUACAGGCACGUGGAUGACAUUGACCUGUUUACAGCAGGCAUGUCUGAGAGGCCAGUGGUGGGUGGGUUGGUGGGCCCUACAUUUUCCUGCGUUAUCGCUCAACAGUUCUCGAAUCUUCGGAAAGGAGAUCGCUUCUGGUAUGAGAACGGAGGGUUCGAAUCGUCUUUAACACCGGCACAAUUACAGCAGAUACGUAGGAUAUCGUUUGCCCAAAUCCUGUGUCGUACCCUUGACACUAUAGACAGCAUUCAACCUUUCGUAUUCCUUUCUGCAGACAAUACUGACAACGAUCGGAUAUCCUGCCUUAACAGCUUACUGAACAACUUUGAUUUAUCGCCAUGGACUGACGUUAACUCAAGCAAUGAUAUUAGUAAAUCAGACGAUGUAAGCACUGAGCGACCAAAGAGAAAGACUACUACAACUACCAAACGAUCUACAACAAAACAGUCUACCACAAAAAAGCCUCAAAAAUUGACUGCUACUAGUAAAACUCCUCAAAAGAAACCAGUACCUGUUGCAAAUAAUACUCAUAAUGCGGCUAGACCGAAACCUACACAUAGACAAAAUAAAACUGACAGCAUUAAUGACACAAACUCAACAUUGACUGACAAAGAUGUGAUAACGACAACUGAACAGGCUGUACAAAAGAUAGACGACAAACUUGACUUUAAAAACAAAAGUCGACGAUAUGAACAAGCUGACGCGCGACGCAAUAAACCUACAAAACAAUACGGGCAUGACUAUGACGAUGACGAGGAAGUACAUAGUGUACAAUCUGUAGUUAUAAAUAACUUACAACAUAAGCGACCCUACAACAGGCCAGUAAUAGCUGUGACUGAAAACGUUGAUAAGUAUACUUACUUAAUAAAUUAUGUGCCUAGACCCACACAGUCUUGGCGAGACACGACCAGAAGAACGACGACAAGACGACCAACAACAAGACGGCCGCACGACAGGGAUGUAGUGAAAGUGACUUAUCAGACUUAUGACGACACUUACGGUCGACCCAACAAACCAUAUUACUACAACAGAUACGAUGACAGACAUGACAAUUACAAUAGACAAGACGACAGAAAUAACAACUAUGACAAACAAGACAACAAUAAUGACAAUUACGAUAGACAAGACGAUAAAAAGGACGAUUACAAUAUUAGCCUUGAAGGUAAAAAGGAGACUUAUAACUACAGACAAAACAGACCUAAUACGAACGACAAUAAUUUCUCUUCUGCUAGAUCAAAUGACAAAUUACAGACAUCUACCACAAAAACUGACGCAACUCUUGACAAAAUCUCCGUUACUGAUAAUUUUAAACUGACGACUGUAAAUCCAUACAAGUUAGUAACAUUUGGUUACGUAGGUACAUACAAAGGUGACAUGACAAAUGACAAAGAGACAAAAACUGACUCUACUGAGACAAUUAGACACGAAGUAAUAAGUAAAGACUUCUCGACAUAUGAAGACGACAGACUAGAUACGGACGAAAAGAAAAACAUGAAACUGUCGACAUUUUUCCAUUACGAGACAGCAACUAAACCUUACAACAAUUUGAGACCGACAAGACGUUACGACGAGGAUCAAAUACCUGACUACUCAAAGACGAACAGCAAAUAUUACUUCGUUAGGAACGUUUUACGAAAAUAUCCAGACUCUACUUUGACAGACGAAGCUGCUGACGAGACUAAAAAGAAGGAAAUAUUAAAAGAAAACUAUAACAGCCCAGGGCAACCAGUGCCUGUGAUGAUAGAGGAAAGAUCGGCGGCUGACAAACUGGCUCUGCUAGAAGAGGCAGAGGAAAAGUCGGCGAUCCCAGAUCUGGAGAGCCUAAGGGUGAAGAUCGCCAAGCCGUCAAGUCCGGCUAAGACACCGUCGGUGGCUUUCCAAGUGAUACCCAGUGAAAACAAUCCGUCUCAAUGGGCGACAUAUGAAGAGAAAGACUUGCCCGAAGGUCUGCCGCACCGCAUGCCACCGAUGAAAAUCGACCCGUCCGCAUUAAAAGAAAUCCCCAGACCUUUCAACUUCGGGAACUUAAGAAGGCGACGUCCAGGAAAGAAACACUAAGCCAAACUUUACCUUAUUACCCCUUUAUUCUUAAACUUUACAAGCCUCUAUUAGA